AUGACUAGAUAUGGAUCAACAUUCAGUGCAAUUGACAUUUAUUUCUCAAAACCUGGAGUUUGCCAAAUAACCGAAUUCGUCUCAUUCACUUCUCGAACCCUGUCAACGUGGACAGUGGUGAUGUUUACUAUUGAGCGACUGAUCGUGGUGGUGUGGCCUCUGCACGCCAUUAAAUGUUUCACCCUCCGACGCUCCCAAUUCCAUAUUCUUCUCUCCAUCUUAAUCAGCCUCCUCAUCAAUAUGCCGUGGUUUUUCGCCCUUGAGACGGUGCAAGACCCCUGCGGCACCGGUGAGUUUGUCUGCCGGCCCAACGAAGUGCUCAAUAUCAACCGCAUUUUUGAAGUUCUCUUCCUCUCCGUCCUUCCCGCUACCAUCAUCUGCUCCUGCAACGCUGUCAUCCUGCACAAAAUCCGCAACCAUCGACGACCCGGAGCCGAGGGAGGACAAGGGGGAUGUGUAGGCGGCCAUCCUGGAUCCGGUCAAUCGGUCACACAUUCUUCCACCACCAGGCAACUCCUGGCUGUAUCCUUCUGUUUUGUGGUGCUCACUUUGCCUUCCGCGGUGAUCAACGUAGUCCAAACCUUUAACCACUUCCUUGACACAUUGAAGGAUUUUUCGGGCAGCCUGGCAGACACCUACUACAUCGCAUGGUUCCUCUUCAUGAUCAACCUGAGCAGUAAUUUCUUUGUCUACUGCCUAGUUCGACGCACGUUCAGAAAGGCGGCUUUGAGACUAUUCAGGAGAAAGUAUGGACACUGUUCUCACCAGAAUCGUGCCUCUACGCUGCAUAUUGCUCAAACGGAGGCUGUCACGUAG
This is a messenger RNA of Echinococcus granulosus, 816 nucleotides long. RefSeq names its product G protein-coupled receptor. NCBI's taxonomy places the organism in Eukaryota, Metazoa, Platyhelminthes, Cestoda, Cyclophyllidea, Taeniidae. The record is from RefSeq and is a predicted model, not a curated record. Gene Ontology annotation, biological process: G protein-coupled receptor signaling pathway. Gene Ontology annotation, cellular component: plasma membrane. The transcript has 2 exons. The coding region runs from base 1 to 816 and encodes 271 amino acids. Gene Ontology annotation, molecular function: G protein-coupled receptor activity.